Molecule: messenger RNA, 1983 nt
Organism: Pomacea canaliculata
Lineage: Eukaryota; Metazoa; Mollusca; Gastropoda; Architaenioglossa; Ampullariidae
Product: protein pitchfork-like
Exons: 6
Coding region: 135-725 (196 amino acids)
Biological process (GO): regulation of cell projection organization
Cellular component (GO): ciliary basal body
Molecular function (GO): cytoskeletal protein binding
Source: RefSeq, a predicted model, not a curated record
CUGGACUGUAUCGCUUACUUCCUUAGAUACCGCCUACAUUGCUUACAACUUAAUAUGGUGUUCUGUGGAGUAUAGCCUUAUUCUGCAGUAUUCUAUAGCUUUGAAUUAAAACCCUUUAAAACACAUCAUCUAAAAUGGAAGUUCAUCAGCAACAUAAAACAGGCGUAGCCUUUUUAGCCUCUUCAAAUCGGCAGAUGUAUCCUUUCAAUACACCCUACAACAGAUUUGGAAAUGAGAUGCUCCCUAUUCGUGGGGCACCAAAUCGUGGUCCAGGCUGCUACAAUAAUGAAGAAAAAACUAAUUUCAUGUAUGUCCUCAACAACAAAAUCAUAAGUAGCAAAGGAUACACACUGGGUGCUAGAACGGCAAAUCGUUUUACACCGUUUACUAAGUUCCAGUCACCAUCUUCAUGGGAAUACCAGGAGGAUCACUCAGAACCUCGUCCCUUUACAAGCUGUAAAAAACCCUUUCUUGCAGGUUCUGACCGCUUUCCUGUUAAUAAAAGGAAUAUAAUGGAUGUCAUCCCUGGGCCUGGCACUUAUGAGCACAAUAUCCCACGUAAUCGGCAAGUGCAGUGGCAUCAGUCAUUUGGUAGUGCUCCUGUCCUGAUGCCUGCAAUCAGUAUCAAGAGCACAAUACCACCAAACACAGACAAGCUUUACAGCACAAAAGAGGAAAAAAAAUAUCAACGGAAGCUGGCAUAUCUGAAGCUAUACUAUGACUGACAAUGUGAUGAAAAGGCUUGGUUUGUCUCCCAAGACUGAACAUCACUGAGUUUCUAUUCUGAGCAAUCCAAUGACAAUUUCUGUUUAUUAACUGGUGAACUUGUACAAGUAUACAAUUCUUUCACUAACAGUGAUAAUUAUAAAGCCAAAUAGUGAAGAAGGCUAUAGCCAAAACAUGCCAUUAAUGCACAAAAGGUUACUGUUUAUUAAUAUUACAUAUUCUGAUUACGUGCAUUCAUUCUUGAUAUGUACUGAGGCAAGCCAUGCAGCAUAAAGGAGCUGGACAUAGUGACAUAAGGUUACUGUUAAAGUGGGGGUGUGAAUGUUACUUAACAUUGCAUCAGCACUGAAGGCUGUAUCAUACUGAUGAAAGUACUAAAUGCUCUCCACCUCAUCCUAAAGUAACAAAAAUGAUAAAAGGUAAGGGGAGGAAGUUAUGAAUGGCAUAUGACCUUUGAAAAUGGUAGCAAAACCCAUGUGAAGGUGGUAACAAAUGGUAAGAAAACCUAAUUGGCAGCAAGUGUAAAGUAUUGUUCAGAAUGUUAACAGGGAGGUCAACUUAGACCAGGGAUGCCUAUGGCCUGCAGGGCCCAUCCGGCCCGCUCAUUUUAAUCCGACACAUUAAAUUUCAUUUUUAAUGUCAUGAUUCUGGCAAAUCUGCCAUGUUGUGGCCCGCGAGAUUUUAUAUCAUGUCGAGUGUGACCCUCGGGCAAGAAAAGGUUAGGCACCACCGAUUUAGACAAACUGCCAGAAACACGUCAGCAAAUUUAAGUGGCACGCAAAAUGUACUUUGAUUAAGCCACAAUUUUGUUGACAAUACUAAAAAAUACCUUUCCAGCCUAAAAGACUGCUAUAAAUCUGGUCAAAUGAAACAGAAAUCCCUCUGAAUGGACUAAAUAUCUAUUGUAUCCAAUGAGCAUCUUAGAUAAAAUUCAGGUCAUUUUAUUUGCAGUCCUAGGCAUGUUGUUCUUUUUAUGUUAAUGGGUAUGGCAUAUUCUAAUGCAGUUGUAGACUAACAUGUGAUGUUGUAUUAGCUAUAUUUGUCAAUAGGAAGGUAAGGAAAAGGUUCUGGCUCUUUUUUCAGCCAAAAAAAAAACAAACUAUUGGAUAAGUUACACAUAAUGCUUAAAGAAUUGCAGCUAUUUUGAUUUUUUGUGGGUAUAAUGCAUAUUUGUACAGCUGCAAAUCAUCUUAGAGCUCCACUUGGGCUACAAGUGUAAUUUCAUAAAAAUGAAAGUAAUACAAUGAUUUCAAAAAA